GUCUAUGACGCGUUGUCCGUGCUCGGUCGAACCGCAUCCCAUUCGGAAUGGGCGAUCUACUAAGCCAGAGGUUCUGCACGUCUCAGUGAAACAACCAGCACCGGCGGAGAGCAAAAAGCAACUGGCGGACUGCGUAUUCUUGAGCGAUUCGGAGUCUACGUACGAUACUCAUAAAGCGUUUUCAACGCACCCUAAGCUGCAUCGCCUGGACUGCGCCGACACUCGCAGCGUUUCUGCAUGAUGGCUAACCACUCCCUCAGAUCUGUGGAUAGGUUCGCGGUCACCUUCUUGGUGGACAAUUGCAUAGAAUGGAUGACGAAGUUGCCUCCGGGCUUCACCCAUGAAGUCAAGUUGCACCUCGCAGAUAAUCCACCGAUCGACGAUGUGACCGGGGCGCCUUUCCUGGAUCUCGAAAACUAUUGUUGUGGCGCGCACGGGUUCUCAGCCCUCAUCGAGACGCAAGUCGGCGGCGAAGCGUCGCAUUUUACGCUGUUCGACACGGGCCCCGACUCGCGCGCGAUCGCGCGGAACGUCGCCGCGAUGCACAUCGACACGCACAAAAUCGAGCGGAUCAUCCUCUCGCACUGGCACUCCGACCACAGCGGCGGCAUGCUCUCCUUCCUGCGCAUCCGCACGCAGUCCGCGUCCCAGGAGGCCAGCCGCUCACCGUGCGUCGUCGACCUACACCCAGACCGCCCCGUCGCGCGCGGCAUCUCCGUCCAGGGCAAGGUGAUCGGGAGGCUGCCCAAUGACCCGACGUUUGACGAGAUUCGUGAGCUCGGCGGCGUGCCGGAGACGCAUGCGGAGGGCCAUGUGGUCGCGGAUGGUACAGUAUGGGUCAGCGGAGAGAUCCCGAGGGUGACAGACUUUGAGAGCGGUUUGCCUGGAGCCGUGAGAUGGCUCGAGAACGAGGGAAAGCCAGACUGGGUUGCCGAAGAGCACAUCAUGGAUGAGAGAUACGCUGCUAUUGAUGUUGCCGGUAAAGGGCUGGUUCUCUUCUCUGCGUGCUCUCAUGCAGGCAUUGUCAACGUAGUCAAGGAUGCAGUGGCCCAAUUCUCGAGGCCAAUCUACAUGAUCAUCGGCGGAUUACAUCUCGCAGGCACAGACCUCGUACCACGCAUCGAGCCUACCGUCGAUUUCCUGGCCAACCGCCUUCGCCCUGCGCCGACGUAUGUGCUGCCCAUGCAUUGCAGUGGUUUCGCGGCGAAGGUAGCCUUGGAGCAUGCGCUGGGAGAGGGAUGUGUCCCUGCCGGAGUUGGGCAUAAAUUCGAGGUGACGGGUGAUCGCGAAGCGGAGAAGCUCAUAUUCGCGCCAACCAUCCAGUAAGCUGGGUAUCUCUCUAGAAGUGAUUUCGAGACGCAGGUUGUACCAGUACUUGAGAUUUAUAGCAUGAGAGGCACUGGCAGAUUGUAUUAUUAAGUUGUUGUCACGUAGGAUCGAAGUUGUAGGCCAUUGGUAUACGACCGCCCUCCUCCCCUCAACAAGGUCGUGUUUAGAGUCUGCCUAGGGG
Molecule: messenger RNA, 1510 nt
Organism: Rhodofomes roseus
Lineage: Eukaryota; Fungi; Basidiomycota; Agaricomycetes; Polyporales; Fomitopsidaceae
Product: beta-lactamase-like protein
Exons: 7
Coding region: 238-1326 (362 amino acids)
Molecular function (GO): transferase activity
Source: RefSeq, a predicted model, not a curated record